UUAAAAGGAGGCUACACAGAACGGCAGCUGGUUAAGGGCUUUUUCUCUUCCUCGCCUUAACGCUCAUGCUUCCUUGUUCAGCUGAAGGAAAGAAUGGGGAAUUGCCAAGCGUCUGAGGCGGCGGCGGUGGUGAUUCAGCACCCCGGAGGGAAGGCGGAGAGGCUUUACUGGCCGACGAGCGCCGCCGACGUGAUGAAGAGCAACCCGGGGCACUACGUGGCCCUGGUGACGCUCACUGUCUCGGAGACCAAGCAGGACGGCGGCACCGUGAAGUUCACCCGGGUGCGACUGCUGAAGCCCAAGGACGUGCUGUUGCUCGGCCAGGUUUACCGACUGAUCACCUCCCAAGCGAUCCGCCAGAAGCUACGCAGGCGAUCAUGCAGAGAAAGCAGGACAAGCUCAAGAAAUACCAGGCUGAAUCAUGCAGAGGACAGCCGCAAGAAGAGGAACACAGGAAACCUGAUGCUGCUGGAGAGGCACAGCAGGAGGAUUCAGAGAACAAACCUCAAGUGGCGAGGGAGGACGGAGACCAGCAAAAGAACAGCACACAAGCAGCGGCAGCAAGAGGCCGGCACUGGAGACCUUCAUUGCAGAGCAUCUCUGAAGCAGUGAGCUGAUUGAGCCACAACUCUGUGUCCAAGUGUGCAGAUGAUUAUGAAAAGUGUUUCGAUGUAGAAUUGAGGUUUGGAGUGUUGUUUCCAGAGAUAUCUUCUCAGAGUCCCUGUAAAGAUCACAGUCCAUGAUGGAUACUAAACAUGGAUUGCAAUUUAACCUGUAAAGUUCCACCUUUUUAUAUCUGUAACAAAAAUUUCACACAA
Messenger RNA from Zingiber officinale, 818 nucleotides. RefSeq lists its product as uncharacterized. The coding region runs from base 94 to 612 and encodes 172 amino acids. NCBI's taxonomy places the organism in Eukaryota, Viridiplantae, Streptophyta, Magnoliopsida, Zingiberales, Zingiberaceae. The record is from RefSeq and is a predicted model, not a curated record. The transcript has 3 exons.